GAAGUCGUAAAAGAGCUAACUAGUGUUUUGCUUUUUUACUCUAGCUCCCUUAGUGUGGAUAGAUCAAGGUAUUUGAAAUCUGUAAUAUCAUGUACAAAUUAAAAUACUUAGUUUUUAUAACUACGUGUUUCGCUGGUGUAUACUCAGCGUCAUUUGUGAAUAAAUGUAAGUCAGGCGAUUCAAAAUGCGUCAAAGAAUCUGCUGCUAUUCUGAUACCAAGAUUUGGUGAUGGUAUACCAGAACUCGGAAUCGAGCCCGUAGAUCCACUUUUCAUUAAGAUGUCUGACGCCAGUUCACCGAAUUUGAAACUUAUUCUAACAGAUUAUACACUUUCUGGAUUGAAAAGUUGCAUCCCGAAGAAAGUUAAAUAUGAUAAAUCCAAGUCUAAAAUAUUCUUGAAAAUAUUGUGCUCAGCUCAGCUUGAAGGCAGCUACGAGAUAAAGGGUCAACUUUUGAUCCUUCCUUUGGAGGGUAGAGGGCCAAUACAUGUUACUAUAAAUAAAGCUGAGAUAAGUGUUGAAGCUGACUUGAACGAAAUUGAAAAGGAUGGUGUUAAAUACUGGAAUAUCAAGGACUAUAAACAGGGCUAUGAACUGAAAGAUAAGAGCGUAGUUGUAUUCGAUAACCUUUUCGGUGGUAACGAUGUUCUUGCUUCCGCGGCUAAGGAGGUCAUUGCACAGAGUGGAAACGAAAUCAUCUUAGAGGUCGGUUCUCCCAUCAUUGCUGACUUUGUUAAGGGUGUCGUCAGUGUCGUCAACAAGAUGUUCCACAGCAUCCCUAUUUCCGAACUAAUUUAUGAUUAAUGAUAUAUUACGUGAUAUAGGUACAGGUAGUAAGGGCAAAAUAAAUUGUUUAUUUUUUUAUUCGUUUUCCUA
Messenger RNA from Leptidea sinapis, 875 nucleotides. RefSeq lists its product as uncharacterized. NCBI's taxonomy places the organism in Eukaryota, Metazoa, Arthropoda, Insecta, Lepidoptera, Pieridae. The transcript is spliced from 5 exons. The record is from RefSeq and is a predicted model, not a curated record. The coding region runs from base 90 to 803 and encodes 237 amino acids.